UUGUGCAUGGUGGAUGUUGGGGAACUUUUUCAUUGGGACGUAUUGUGAAAUGAAAGUGGAGAAUUCUUCGAUUCAAGAGAUUCAACAUCUUAUUUGUGCAAAGUAAACUGAAAAUUAGGCAGACAAGAUAAAAGUAAAACCGAUCUGUGUUUUGAGGUUAUUUGGCCACAUUGAGAUUGCUACAGAAGACACUGAGAGGCCUGCAAGAAAUUCACUACAAUCAAUUUAACUCUAUUGCAAAAGAUGGCUAUGACAAUGAAGUACAACCGGAGGACGGGCGUGGCUCUCGUCUCCUCACGUGUACCCGCAGUGUCUGACGGUAUGUCAGAGCCUCAAGAAGACACCAAGAAGAUGUUGCAUCAUUCAAAGACAGAAACGGUGGAGACGCUAAAUGAUCCUUGUCUCAGUGAAAAGGAUGAGGAACCCCUUGUCCAAAUCUUCGUGAACAGACGUGGGAUCAUGGCACCCAUUUGUCUUCAGCUACAUCCUUCGACGACCAUCUUCAUCUUGAAAGAAAUUCUCCAAGAACAACUGGGAAUCCAACGAGAGAAACAACAUCUUUCCACCUUGAAGGGAAUUUUGUUGCGUGAUGAACUGUCUUUAGAAGAACAGCUAAUUCAGCAAGAUGCAAACCUUGAGCUCAGCAUAGGCCCAGGAUUGUUGGGGGGCGGCAAAAAACACGGAAAGGGAGGGAAGCAGAAAAAGGCCCAACCAAAGAACCGGUCAAACGAGAGACAAAGUGAUUCUACUCCAGCCUCCACAAAAGGGGUUCUGUCUCGGCUGAUUGGGAUUUUCUGUUUCGUAUUGAAUUUCAUCGCAUCAUUUGUUAGGAAACUGUGCAGGGGAGAGCAACCAGUUCAAAGUGCUGGGGUUGAAAGGAGAGAGCAGCCUGAGCCAACUGUCGGGGACAUCAAGGCACAUAAAAGUGCUGUGAUCCUUGGUAACGUGUCUGACAGCACCUUUCACUUCUACGGUGAUGCUAGACCAAGUGGAGGAAAUGAUCAAGCUAAAUCGACAACUGAUUCAGAGAAAUGCAGAGCCAGAGAAUCAGAAGCGGCUGAUUUGUGUGAAGGAGAAUUGAAGAAAAGGUACACAAACAAAGACAGCAAAGUACAGAUGAAUCCAUUGUUAGAGAAGAGGCAUAUUCUAGACAUUUAUACAGACCUGGUGUUAGAAAGUCAUGAUGAGGAAGGUAGAUCACAAGGAAAAACACAAAAAUUAGGGUCUUAUGAUGAAGUAUUUACCUUAAAGACCAGAGAGGGUAAUCUUAUCAAUCGAACCAUCUUUGAAGGAAAGGCUGGUCUAGGAAAAUCAACCCUUAUCAGCAAAAUUGUAUACGACUGGGCAAAUGGUCCUAGCGAAGCACUUAAAAAGUACAAACUUCUGUUUUCUUUAAAGAUGCAUGCGCUAGAAGAAACGUCAGAUUUUAUCAAGGCAAUUUUUAACCAACUCUUGGCUGAAGAUAGUAAAGUAAACAAGACUGAUUUGCAGUCCUAUAUCCAUGCUAACCAAGAGAAUGUGCUGAUUCUCUUGGAUGGCUUUGAUGAGUUCAUGACCACCACCCUAGUUGAAUCCAAAUUUGGUUCUGUGCUUAAAAUUGUAAGCAGUGAUUUGCUUCGUGACUGCUGUGUUGUUGUAACAACUCGCCCAUCACAGUAUCACACACUCCGCACUGAACUCAUUCCGGAUACAAUGAACCGUGUUAAGGUAUUGGGAUUCCGAAAAGAAGACGUAGAAAAGUAUGUGAAACAAGUAUAUUCAAAUGAGUUAGAGAAGGCUAAAGAGCUCUUACAGAAGAUUCAAUCUUCUGAGAUAUUGUCAGAGUUGGUAAAGAGCCCAAUGCUUCUUCUCAUGUUGUGUGCUUUGUGGCUAGAAUCAUCUGUACUACCCGCUACUUUGUUCCUUCUUUACAAAGAUGCACUGAACUAUCUCUUUGGAAGAAAGGGGAAAAAGGCCAUCACUGUAAAAGAAAUAUCACAGAUUGUAAAUGAAAUUGGAAAGAUUGCUUUGGAUGGUCUCCUGUCCAAAAUCCAGAAACUUUCAUUCGCAGAGAAAUUGUUUGAGAAGGGGGCGCUCGACCUAGCAUUAGAAGCGGGUAUUCUCAACAGUCAGAAGGUUUCAAGGGGAGUAGAGCUGCAAAACAGCACACAGUUUCUCCACAAAACUAUGCAAGAAUUGUGCGCAGGUCUCUACUUGCAAAACUUGCUGAAGGAGAACUUUGUUGAGUUUCAAAAGGUUCUUGGUCAAAUUAAAGGAAUGAGCAAUCUGUCGAACUUGGACUAUUUGCUGCGUUUCUGUUGUGGUGGCAAUGAUGAAUGCACCAAUGCAGUCCUAGCAAUCUUAAAGGAAAAGUGCCCAGAAGAUCACAGUUUGGCCCUCAAGUGUUACUUUGAGAAUCAAUCAAAAGAACCCCCAACCGAGGACUUCAUAAACUUGGUUGUCACUAGUAAAUUGAGGAUUGAUGGUUAUGAUGGCGACAGCCUUGUUUCGUUUGCAUACUUUCUCAAACGUGUAAUAACUACAAAGAAAAAUAAGGGGACUGUUUUUCUUGGGAAGGUAGAGGAAGCUAUCUUUCAAAGUUGCAACUUGGAGAAGUUUAUCCACAAGAACUUAUUGCCUCUCAUGUGUAACAUGCAUAACCUGUCUGUCUUGAACUGUAAGUCCUGCCAAGGUUUGGGUGGUUCAGGCAUUCAUUGGGCUCCCUACCUGGGGAAAAUGCAAAAACUAGGCAAACUGAAGUUGCAGUAUUGUCAUUUGAAUGCUAAUGAUGUGCAGCACAUUGCGACCAUUGCCACCCUGUUCAGUUUGGACCUUUCCCACAAUGACAAAUUGGGCGGCAAGGCUGAAUCGUGGGCCCCUUGUUUGGAAGAGAUGGAGAACCUUAAGAAACUGAAAUUGCGGGACUGUUCUCUAGUAGGUAAAGAUGUCGAGUCGCUUGCUGGCAUGGUUAAGUUGACCAAGUUGCAACUGUCUGGUAAUGUAAAACUUAACCUUUCUACAAGCGAGUGGUCAAAGUGUUUACGUUGUCUAAAGCGUCUUGAGAAGUUGGGCAUAAAUGAUUGCAAUAUUGCCACAGAAGAUCUGAAAUUUAUCGCUGAGUCAUGUAGCGAUAUGCCAAACCUUGCAACCUGCUCAGUUGACAAUAUCGUCCAUCCCUCAUUGAACUACCAGAUAGAGAUUGAGGAUGGCACCAAGCUGCGCAUCAGAGGUAUCUCAUUAUCGAAUGUAAACCUAGAAGAUAUCCUGAAAACUAUGAGUAAAAGGGGCGACCUGAAAAAGUUGAGUCUCUCAGAGUUUGAAAAACUUGACUCUGCAGACACCGCCUGGUGUGCACAGUUGCAGCGGUUUAAUCUCAAGCAAUUGGUGUUAAAUAACCUAGGCUUGGAAGGUAAAACAAUCCAAUGCCUGGUUGAGCAACUCAAGAGUAUGCCUGACCUUACAGAGUUGUAUCUCAACAAAAACAUAAAACUGAAGGGAUCGGCAAACACAUGGUUCCCGUUUUUGCAGACGAUGGUCCACCUUCAAAAGGUGGUGUUGCAAGACUGCGAUUUAACCGGGGAAGAUUGGGAACAUAUCAAAGCAAACAGCAACUGCGAGGUUAACAAUGGCAUUGUAAAGUUCAAGUGAAGGCUGGUCUUGUUGAAUCUGUAGUUGGGUAUGCAGCAUCCAUAACCCAUUACAAUAAUUCAUGAUGGAAGGGGAGAGACUGGAUACGUGAAGACACUUGGUAAUUACUCAAAAUAAUUAUCAGCAUAAAAACUUGGUAACAGGCAAUGGGGAGUUGUCGAUAGUAUACAUUAUUGUGAUUGAGAAACAGCCCCCUCUGAAGUAAUAUAGUUUGUGAGAAAGAGGUAAUUUCUCACUGGAAUAGUAAAAUU
Asterias rubens (European starfish) is the source of this 3878-nucleotide messenger RNA. RefSeq names its product NLR family CARD domain-containing protein 4-like. The transcript has 7 exons. The coding region runs from base 244 to 3627 and encodes 1127 amino acids. Lineage: Eukaryota; Metazoa; Echinodermata; Asteroidea; Forcipulatida; Asteriidae. The record is from RefSeq and is a predicted model, not a curated record. Gene Ontology annotation, molecular function: protein binding.